Caretta caretta (loggerhead turtle) is the source of this 10322-nucleotide messenger RNA. RefSeq names its product BAH domain and coiled-coil containing 1 (gene BAHCC1). Lineage: Eukaryota; Metazoa; Chordata; Testudines; Cheloniidae. Gene Ontology annotation, molecular function: chromatin binding. The record is from RefSeq and is a predicted model, not a curated record.
AUGGAGGGCCGCGAGUUCGCGCCCCCGCCUCACCUCCUCGCCGAGCGCGGCAGCGUGGGCCACCGCAGCAGCGCCGGCCGCCUGGCCGCGUCCGGCCACAGCCCCGUGCAGCACCCGGGCCACUUCCAGCCGGGCAAGUUCUUCCCCGCGCCCAUCUCCAUGGCGGCGCACACAGCAGGGAGUGGAUUGAUGGGGAACACGCCCGCCUCGUCCUUCAUGGGCAGCUUCCUCACCAGCAGCCUGGGCUCGGCCGCCCCCACGCAUCCCACGGGCCCCGCCUCGUCCCCCUCGGAGCCGGCCUACCGGGGCCCACACUCUGGCACCUCCCAGAUCUGGUUCUCACACUCCCACGAAGCUCCGGGGUACCCCAGGUUCUCGGGGAGUCUGGCCUCCACCUUCCUUCCCAUGAGCCAUUUGGAUCACCAUGGAAACAGCAACGUCCUCUACAGCCAGCAUCGGUUCUACGAAAGCCAGAAAGAUAACUUCUACCUGCGGAACCUGCCAGCCCAGCCCACCCUGCUGUCAGCCAACCACAACUUCCCCAGCAUUGCCCGGGCAGCCCCCGGCCACCCCAUUGGGUCCUGCAGCCGUGACCGCGAGGCCAGCCAUGGGCUGAAGAGCCACAAGGAAUACGACCGCUACCUCCUGGCCAAGGAGAAGGCGGGCAAGGGGGAGGCCAAGGAGAGGCCGGCGGAGGAGGACGUGAAGGAGCGGCACAAGUUGGUGCUGCCCAUGACGCCCGAGGGGCACUGCAAGGAGGGGGUCCACCAGAGGAGCUCGUGCGAGAACCGGGCCAAGCACCUCAACUCCUGCCUCCUGAGCUCCAAAAUGCUCAAUGGUGACGCCCACAAGGCUGUGCUGCCCAGCUGCACGGGCGGUGCCCUGCCCCGGCACGCCGGCACCGCCAUGGCCCAGAGCCGCUGCCCCAAGGACAUGCUGAGGUCGGAGUGGGAGCUGGCUCCCCACGAGUCGCCCCAGCCCUACAGCGAGUGCCUGGAGCAGCGCCAGAUGCUGCACCACUCGGUCUCCUACACCGUCCCGUCCAGCCUGCCCGCCAUCCCGCCCCCACUCAGCACCUCGGCCGCCACCUUCCCCUGCCUGCAGCUCCACUCCGGCCCCGACGGGCUGUGCCCCUUGCAGGACAAAGCCGGGCGCGAGUUGAAGCUCAGCGGGGCCACGUUCGUGCCGUCGGUGGGACACUUAACCGACAAGAGCCGGUCUUUCCAGGUGGCGUCCGAGGCCUGCAGCCUGGAGCGCGGCGAGGCCAAGGAAAGGCACGAGAUGGGCUCGGAGCACACGGGCGCCUACAGCAACUCCUUCCACCAUCUCAAGGUGGAGGGCAAGGCGGAGCGGAGGCUGGAGUGGGUGCAGAGCUCCAACGCCCGGCUGAAAGGCCUGGAGUACCUGAACAGUGGCGGCUCCGAGGCCCCCUUCCCCAGCCUGCCCCAGGCACCCAAGGGGGGCCUGGAGAAAGGCAGCUACUUCGAGGUGGCGCCGUCUCAGGACUGCUCCCGCGCCAGCCACCAGGACGCCCUGUGCGUCAAACUCAGCCAGUCCUGCUGCACUUUAGACAAGGGCUCCAAGGACUGCCAGGGCCAGAGCGUGCAGAAGGUGGCGCGGAUACGGCACCAGCAGCACGUGCCCCCGGAGCUGGAGCUGGCGGGGAGCGGCUCCGAGGCCAGGAGGAAGUCGAUGGGCUACAACGGAGCCCCCCUGCCCCCCUGGGGCAUGCAGGGGCAGGGCGCGCCCAUGCCCAUGGGCGAGGAGAGGAAGAGCUCCUAUCUCGACCCCUUCAGCACCAGUUUGCAGCAGGCUGCAUUGAUGACUCAGGGCUCGGUGCUGAGCCAGGACAUGCAGAGCCCCCCUGACGAGGUGUCGGCCAUGAAGAACCUGCUGAAAUACAGCAACCAAGCACUUAUCGUGGGGCAGAAGGCUCCCUUCGUGGGGCUGGGCACCCUCAAGGGCAGCUGCGCCCAGCAGGACGGGAAAUUCCCCGGGGGCAAAGGGCAGCAGGAGCUGGAGCGGCCGGACUGUGCCCGCAGCAGAGACCACGAGCUGGCCCACGGGGAGGGCGAGGUGCGGCAGCCGCCCGUGGGCAUCGCUGUGGCGGUGGCGCGACAGAAGGACACGCUGAGCCGGCCGGAGCCCUCAUACGGCGCCAACUCCAGCCGGCAGGGCCGGGCGACCGUGGGCCUGAAAGCCGGCUCAGCGCGACCCAUGCACGUCAUCGACCUGGAGGCGGAGGAGGAGCGGAGCCGCCUGUGCGAGGAGCGACUGGGGAUCACAGGCCGAGAGCUUCUUCUCCAGGAGAACAAAGACCUCGUGGACUUUGCCAGGAUCCACCCAUCCAGCGGCUGCCCGGGCGAUCUCACCCCCCACCUCAUGAUUGCCGGCGGCUCCUCCCUCCAGGCCGGCCAGUUGGGUGGGGACCCCACAGCCCACGCACACCCGGCCCACACGCACUGGCUGCCCCGGACGCGCAGCCCCUCCAUCUGGAUGGGGGGACACUCAUAUGGCAUCAGCCACCCGGCCUUGCAUCAGAACCUGCCGCCCGGCUUCCCUGCCUCCAUGCCCAGCACCAUGCAGUCCGUGUUCCCCCUUCCCCAGGACCCCCCAGCGCAGCUGGUCAUCCUGCCCACAGAGCCGUCAGCCCACGGCGCCCCCCACACGCUGGCUGAUGUUAUGGACCAGGCCUCGCUGUGGCCGCCCAUGUACCCGGGCCGGGGCCCCAGCUCCCACCUGCAGCACGCGGGCCAGCUCCCCGUCUACUCGCGCUCGCAGUUCCUCCGGCAGCAGGAGCUCUACGCCCUGCAGCAGCAGCAGCGGGCGGCCCAAGCCCUGGAGCUGCAGAGGCAGUCGCAGAUCCAGCGGAAGGCGGAGGAGCAGCCUGGCGAGCUGGAGGAGCCAGGCCACGAGAAGCCCCUCAAGCCGUCCCACAAACCAGUUGCCUUAACGCCCCCCACCAAGGGCCUCUCCUCGGCGGCCCCCUGCCCUGCCAAGCUCUCACCCUGCUGCCACUCGCCCGCCCUGCGGCACCCAUCAAAAUGCCCCUCGGCGCAUCCUGCCGCCCCCUGCACUUUACCCGUCUGCCCGGCCCCCAGCUCAGCCAUUGCCCCGCGCUCCCCGCCCGCCAGCCCCAGCCCCUCGCCCAGCAACAAGGGCAACGAAGCAGAAGACAAGCGGGUGGAGGGGCAGCCGCCCAGGGGCUACCCCAAGUCGCUGGAACCAGACCUGCCGCCUGGAUACAGCUACCCCGCCGUCAGCAUGGGCUACUCCUCGCCUCUGGCCGUGCACGCCGCCGAGCCGGCCGACCCUGACACGAUGCAAAGCGUCUCCCCGGCGGCCGAGCCCGAGCAGUCCCGGACGUUCCCUCCCACGGAGGAGCCGUGCCGGGCCAGCGGCCCGCUAGAGGAGGCCGGGCGGGCGGCGCAGGGUGCCACGGCCGAGCCCAAGGCCCAGGCUGCCAUGGGCCAGCAUCUCCAUCACCACCUCCUCCUCCUCCCCCCGGGGCAGGCCUCCGGGGAGCUGGUGGGGGCAGCGUCAGGGCGGGGCCCGGUGGCGGAGCUGGGAGAGAUGCCCUACGGCCCAACGCUGGGGGGGCCCAGCUUGGCCUCGGCUCAGGGAGCUCCAGAGGAGAGCGGGGGCCUGGAGGAGCAGCCGGGGGCAGCGCAGCUCACGGGGGCACAGGCAGGCCCCACCCCGAAGGCCUCGGAGGAUGCAGCUGGGGAGGAGCACGCGGCGGGGCGGGAGGCCGGCUGCGAAGAGGAGCAGGAAGGCGACUCCCUGAGCCUCCUGCGGGCGGGCAGCGGCCUCCAGGGCUCUCUGAGCGGGCUGGACGCACUGAUCAUCGCGGGCAUCGACCUGGGAGACCUCCCGGCCCCGAGCCCACCCAGCAUGGCCCCCCCAGCGGCUCCCCCCUCGCCCUGUCCAUGCAGCUCAGGGAUCACCCUGCUCAGCGAGCUGGCCGACCUGGAGCUGCAGCGGCAGAGGUGUGAUGCGGCGGUGGGAGCAGAGGACGAAGACUUGGUGGCCGUUAACCUUCGGAACCUGGCGACCAUUGCUGCCCUGGUGGAGGCGGCCGGUGAAGAGAGCAGUCCUCCCUGCCUCAGCCCCUUGGCGACCCCCCUGGCCCCCCGCACACGGGGCCUGCGACGGAAAUACACCUGGACUCCCAAACCCAAACCUGUCUGCCCCCUGAAGGCCGCCAUAGAGCAGCUGGACACGCAGGAGGUGGAGAUGCGGCUGCGGCUGGCAGAACUGCAGCGCCGCUACAAGGAGAAACAGCGGGAGCUGGUGAAACUGCAGCGACGGCAUGACCAUGAGCACGACGAGAGCUCGCGGAGUCCGGCGCGGCGUGGCCCGGGGCGGCCGAGGAAACGGAAGCACUCCAGCACCCUCGGCACCUUGCGGCAGAACAACACGCUCAGCAGGGCUGACGGCAGGAAAGUCAAGGCCGUGAAGACCAGCCUGUCCCUCCUGUGCUCGGAGCUGCGGAGUGACAGUGAGCCCAAGAGGAAGCGGAGCAGGAUCGCUGAGGCGACCUACAGCGGCCUCAAGGGCGCCCAGGACAAGGUGCGGUGCAAGAAAAGCAGCUCCCAGAGCAAACUCGCUGCCAAGGCGGCUCACAAGGUCUCCCAGCUGAAGCAGAAAGUGAAGAGCAAAGGGCUCCCAGCGGGCAUCAGCCCCUUCCGCAGGAAAGAGCCCAGCCCCGGCAGCAGGAUCCAGAAGAAACUCUCCAGGGCCAAGAGCGCCAAAGCCGCGGCCUCCACCAAGUACCCGCAGCAGGACCUGGGCAGCCGGGAGACUGCUCACUUCAAAGCCACGCCCAGCGCGGGGGCAGCCGGCGCAGCCAUUUGGUCCGGCAGAACAAAGAGAGGGGCCCGCCUGGGCAGGAUGCAGGAAGGAGGAAGCUGGAGCAGGAAGCACUCGCUGCGAAGGAGCAGGAGGUGCCAUCCCCGGGGAGCGUCCUCCCCAGUCUCUUCUUCACCCCUCCUGGCCUGGCCUCCCCCUGCAGACGCAGACUACGAGAGCGAGGACGGUGCCGCCCUGUCGCCCGACGAGACCCUGCCUCCCUCGGUGCCCCCCGCCGUGGUCGGGCCCUCCCCAUCCUCGGUGGUGAAGAUGGAGGCCAAUCAGAAAGCGAAGAAGAAAAAGGAAAGGCAGGGGUUGCUAGGGCCUUGUCGAAUCUCCAGCCCAGAGGGCGAAGUCAAGAUCAAGCGGCGCCCGGGGAAGCCUGGCGUGGGGAAGCUGGAGAAAGUGCCCGCCAGGAGGAAGACAGGGGGCUGCGAGGGGGCUGCUAAGAAGAAACUGAAGGGGAAGCCCAAGGAGAGCCUGCGGCAGCUGGUGAAAUCCGGCGCAGGCAGCCUAGCAGCCAGCAACAGCCCCUUCCCGGGCACCAACUCCAGACAGUUCACACCCAGGGAGGAUGGGGCCAAGAUUUCCAGCGAGCGCUUGAAGAAAGCCACCCGCAAGACCAAGGUGCUGCAGUCGGCCCUGCGGCGGAAGAACGGGGCGCUGGCCCUGGCCCUCUCUCCCAGGAAUGCCAAGACCAUCCUCAGCAAAGGCAAGAAGCUGGGCAAGGUGAAGAGCAAGGUGGCCACCAAACAGUGCAAGGGGCGGGCGGUCAGCAAGCUGCUGGAGAGCUUCACCGUGGAAGACGACUUCGAGUUCGACGACAACAGCAGCUUCUCAGAAGAGGAGGAGAGCCCUCGGCUGGGGGCUGAGCAAGGCGCAGCCCACGCGCACUCCUGUACUAUCCGCAAGGAGGACCUGCGGGAUGGCCUGCACGUGCUCAUCCCCAAGGAGGACAGUCUGCUGUAUGCCGGCAGUGUCAAGACCCUGCAGCCUCCGGACAUCUACAGCGUUGUCAUCGAGGGGGAGAGAGGAAACCGCCAGCGGAUCUACUCCCUGGAGCAGCUCCUGCAGGAAGCCGUGCUGGACGUCAGACCCCAGUCCAGCCACCACCUCCCACCAGGCGCCAGGGUGUGCGCGUACUGGAGCCAGAAAUCCCGCUGCCUCUACCCGGGGAACGUUGUGCGAGGUCCCUCCAGCGAUGAGGAGGAGGAGGACCUGGACUCGGUGGUGGUGGAGUUUGACGACGGGGACACGGGCCACAUCUCGGUGUCCAACAUCCGCCUGCUGCCACCGGACUACCAGAUCCAGUGCACAGAGCCCUCCCCCGCCCUGCUGGUAUCCAGCACAUGCCGGCGGACGAAGCGGUCUUCCAGCGAUGCCCCCCCGCCCAGCGAGGCGGUCCCCAGCCUGUGUGCGGACGGGCGUGAGAGCGCCGAGCCAGCCAAGAACUCCAGCAAGAAGGCCGCUGGCAAAGAGAAAGCCGGUAAAGCCGAUGUGCUGGCCAUGGGUGCCAAGGCGCUGCCGCCGGCUGAUCACUUCCUGGGCCGGCGUGGCAGCCCCCUGCUGAGCUGGUCGGCGGUGGCCCAGACCAAGCGGAAGGCGGCCAGCAAGAACCCAGCCGUGCUGCAGAACCUCUUCCAGCUCAAUGGCAGCAGCAAGAAACUGCGGGCCAAAGAGGCGCUUUUCCCCGUGCACAGCGUGGCCACCCCCAUCUUCGGCAACGGCUUCGGUGCCGACUCCUUCAGCAGAAUCGCCAGCUCGUAUGCCUCCUUCGGUGCUGGCGCCGGCCUGGUUCUGCCCGGUGCCCAGAAGCUCUUGCGGGCCAAGAAGGUGGAGAGGCUGGAGGCGGAGGUGGGCAAGGGGGGCAGGAGGAAGUCGGGCAGCGAGUACCUGGUCAAGCUGGACCAUGAGGGUGUGACGUCCCCCAAGAACAAGAACUGCAAGGCCCUGCUGAUGAGCGAGAAGGACUUUGGGCCCAAGCUGGAGCGGCCCCUGCCCAGCCAUGGCUACGCCCACCCAGCUUUGGUGGGCAAGGACAAAAAGGGGCGGGCCCCCAUACAGCAGCUGCCCAUGGGGCUGGCUCUGCGCAAGUACUCGGGCCAGGCUGACUACGCCCUGAACUGUGACAGCGACUGCCACAGCUCCUACUCCGACGAGGACGAGGAGGCCGGCGGGCUGGGCGCCAACGUGCCCUCGCGCUUCAUCACGCGCCUCUCGGUCUCUUCCUCCUCCUCCGGCUCUUCCACCUCCUCCUCCUCCGGCUCCAUUUCCACCUCCAGCCUGUGCUCCUCCGACAACGAGGACUCCUCCUACAGCUCCGACGACGAGGACUCCACCCUGCUGCUGCAGACCUGCCUCACCCACCCCGUGCCCACCCUGCUGGCACAGCCCCAGGCCCUGCACUCCAAGAGCAGCACCCCGCAGAGGUGCUUCAUCGCCAAGGCCGCCGCCGCCAGCGCCAAGGCCAAGCUGAAGCGCAAGGAGGCCCUGAGCUUCUCCAAAGCCAAAGAGUUCUCCCGGAGGCAGCGGCUGCCGUCGGUGGAAAAUCGGCCAAAGAUCUCCGCUUUCCUGCCGGCACGGCAGCUCUGGAAGUGGUCGGGGAACCCCACGCAGAGAAGGGGCAUGAAAGGCAAGGCCCGGAAGCUGUUCUACAAGGCCAUCGUGCGGGGCAAGGAGACGCUGCGCAUCGGCGACUGUGCCGUGUUCCUCUCUGCCGGCCGGCCCAACCUGCCCUACAUCGGGCGCAUCGAGAGCAUGUGGGAGUCGUGGGGCAGCAACAUGGUGGUGAAGGUGAAGUGGUUCUACCACCCUGAGGAGACCAAGCUGGGCAAGCGGCAGAGCGACGGCAAGAACGCACUGUACCAGUCGUGCCACGAGGACGAGAACGACGUGCAGACCAUCUCGCACAAGUGCCAGGUGGUGGGGCGGGAGCACUAUGAGCAGCUGACCAGGAGCAAGAAGUACCAGGACCGCCAGGACCUCUAUUAUCUAGCGGGGACUUACGAUCCCACCACGGGCCGGCUGGUGACUGCCGACGGCGUCCCCAUUCUGUGCUGACCCCGUCAGGGGCGAACCAACCACCCCCCGGCCACUCACCGGCAAACACGCAGGGGAAAGGAGCCGGGAACUGGGGCCAGGAGUGGCCGGGCAUCCUGGGGCCUUUUGCCUCCCUCUCUGGGUGGGCUGGCCAACGGAAGGGCUGCGCUGACAUCGCGGAAGCUCUCCCAGCAGCACCACCUCUGCCCGUUGGAGCCAGGCCCGGUAAUUAUGCAAACCCCCGCCCCCCAGCGGCACGACCCCGGCAGCUCCCGCGGAGCAGCGACCCGGAUCCCGGCCGCAGGGCAGAGCCAGCCUGGCUCACCAGAGACCUGCACACAGAGCUCUCCUUCCCGUUGGCAGGCACGGAGAGAUUUGAAUUCAAGCCAUACUGUCCCUAGUACCUCGGACUGUUUGCCAGCAGGUAAAGCAGAAAUCAGGUGUAUUAUUCUAUUUAUUUCUCGUGUAAAUAUUGUAUUUCUUCCGGGAAGUUUUAUGGAAACAGAGAAACCGACAGACAAACGGGGGGCAGGGGGGGGUUGCAAUGCACUGUUUGCCCCCAGCCUGGCUGAGGCCGAGGACAGCUGGGGUUUUCUGUACAUAGGGAGGGAGCAGGGAGGGCCCCGGCGCGCUCACCCCGCGGAUGGGACGGUGCCCGCCUGGCCGGACUAUGUAAUAUAGACCCCCUGGGGCACGCUCCCUCGGUCCUUCGGUGUAUUAUUCUUAUUCUUAUUCUGAUGCUAGUGCCCCGGCGCUCUGUCGGGGGGCACGUGCCCUGUGAUGGGGGAACAGAGAGAGUAUAUAUAUUAUUAUAAACUUGGGCAGUGAGGCCAGGCCAUGCUCGGCAGGGAGCGCACAGCCCGAGCUAGCUUCCCUCGGGAACCAAACGCGCCCGCCACGCACACGCAUGCAGCCGCCACACGCACAGACCUGCCGCUCCUGCAUGCACCCGCGCCCCACCCAAGCAGGAGACAGAGCCGGGCUAGGCGUCUCCCUGUGGCUCCCAGCCGCGCCGGGACCCCGGUUAAAGGGUGGGUGGAUGUGUGCAGACGGUGGGGGGGGGGAUUCGCAUGUGGACGUGGGCACGCGGAGGGGUGGGCACACGGAGGGGUGGGCACGCGGCGGGGUGCGCGGGUGCUGAAAGGACAAAGCGCAGGGGUGCCCGACAGCACCGCACCCCCUCUCAGUUGAGGCCGGGCAGCCCCAAACCUCUUUUCUGAAUCCCAUUAAUCCAUUAAACCAAACUAACCCAGACCCUCUCAGGAUAAGACAUAGGGGCCUGGCUGGAGCCAGCGCGGCCCAUGGGCCGUGGCUGCCCCGAUGCCCUGGUCUGGGGCCCAGCUGGGGCCGAGAUGUCUCUUUCCCCUUUGAGUGCCCUUGGGCUUGCAGCUCUGGCCGUGGGGCUCAGCAACCCCACAGCCACCCCCCAGCCGGGCUGCUCACGCAGGGCAAUUGGGGCUUUUCCGAAAGCAGACCCCAGUGAGAAGGUGCCCAGGCAGGUGAGGCUGAGUCAUCCGGGAGCGGGUAUGGCACCCUGCUUAGAUCCCAUUGCCCUGGCAUGCCGAGUUAGCCAGAGGGGCAGUGGGUGGCUUCCUGCAGUCAAACCAAAGCACCACCCCCCUGCUCACCCACCCCCACGGGGGCUACGCGGGGAACCGGCUGGGACACUCAGGAGCAGGCCCCUGCCGUGGCCGGCCCCUGCACCUGCUCUGUGGGGGUGAUGUGCAGACAUCCCAGCUCUCCCACCCAGGGGCUGCCAGCAUGUCUCCGACUCCCCCCAUGACAGCCCUGCCCUGCAGGGAGGUGGCACCCACUGGGCACACUACUGGGCUCCGUGUGGCCCAUGCCAGCUCGGGGUAGCAUGGCCCCACUGAGCGGGUUGGGCACCCCCAACCAAGGACCAGACAUCCCCAAGGCCCCGUGCUGCCCCAGGGCCUGGCAGUCGUCCCAACUCCCAGGGCCGCAGCAGGGGCUGAUGUAAUGUGUUCUGAGGUGCCCCCGCAGCCCCCACUCUCCCAAUACUUUGCUGUCUGUGGUUUCUGCCCACUCCAGUCGGGGACCCGCGCCCUCACUGGGGCAGGGGGACGCUGGCUCGUCCCAGCCCCCCCUAAAGCUCCAGAUAGAAGAGAAAGGAGCCUCCCCUCCCCCCGGUGGUCUCAGAGUAACCCAAAUUCCUGCUGAGCGUGCAAGACUCCCCCCGGACCCUCCCCUUCGAGUGGCCGUGCCCCCCUCCCCGUGGCCACGCUAUGCUGUAAAUGUGUAAAGGGCCGUUCUGCGCCGAGGGGAGGGGUUUUUUCAAUGUAAACACUAAAAAACUACAACAAAAAAAGGGGGAAACACCCCAGUUUUCUGAACAGCAGACGAUGUAAAGGCCUUUUAGUAUGGAACUUUUCUAUCGAUAACUUGGCUUAUGAAUAAAUAUAUGAAACCUU